AUGACUGUUUUAAUCAUUUUUUUACUGUUUUUGGAGUCCGUUUCCUAUGCCUUCCCAGUGCCCAUCCAUCCCCACGGCAAGGAUGACUCCGUCCUCGUGGAGCUCCUCCACGUCGCCAGUGAGAAAGGCCCGUUGCUUGCCCUGGAAGCGAGUGGCGUUGUCCUCCUGUGCCUGCUUGUAAAGCAGCCGCGCCUUAAUGAAUGA
Messenger RNA from Penicillium hordei, 204 nucleotides. RefSeq lists its product as uncharacterized. The record is from RefSeq and is a predicted model, not a curated record. Lineage: Eukaryota; Fungi; Ascomycota; Eurotiomycetes; Eurotiales; Aspergillaceae. Bases 1 to 204 code for a protein of 67 amino acids. The transcript has 3 exons.